CUGGUAAUGGCAUCAGUGGAGCUAAGCUUCUAACAGCAAACAGCAAACAGUUUUGCAACAGUUCUUCCAAUUGUUCCAUUCAACUCUAAAAAAGGAUCUUCGUCUCUAGUUCACCAUGCGCUACGCUCUGGUCUUUGUGCUUCUCUGUGGCCUGAUGUUCGCCUUCACCUCGGCUGGACUGCUCGGCGGCGGCGGCGGUGGCGGUGGCUAUGGCGGUGGUGGCGGUGGCGGCAAGGGAGGCGGCGGUGGCCAAGGAGGCGGCUAUGGCGGUGGCGGCAAGGGAGGCGGCGGCGGUCAAGGAGGCGGCUAUGGCGGCGGUAAGGGAGGCGGCGGCGCCGGUGGACAGGGAGGCUGGCAGAAGAACGGCGGCGGCGGCGGUGGAGGCGGCGGUUAUGGCGGUGGUGGCGGAGGCGGUGGCAAAUCCUUGGCUGGCAAUCGCGGCAGCUCGGUGUCCUGGCAGGGCGGUAAUGCCGGCGGCGGCGGCGGUGGCAAACAUGGCGGCGGAGGCGGCGGUGGAGGCGGUGGCAAGCACGGCGGCGGUGGCGGAGGAUACGGUCCUGGCGGUGGCGGCGGCGGUGGUGGCAAGCAUGGCGGUGGCUGGUAAACAGCAGCAUCAGCAGCCAACACACAACACAACACAACAGAAACCACUUCAGCACAAAACUCACUUCACAGACAGAGAACUGCAAG
Messenger RNA from Drosophila nasuta, 690 nucleotides. Its product is annotated as ctenidin-3. The record is from RefSeq and is a predicted model, not a curated record. The coding region runs from base 116 to 604 and encodes 162 amino acids. NCBI's taxonomy places the organism in Eukaryota, Metazoa, Arthropoda, Insecta, Diptera, Drosophilidae. The transcript has a single exon.